Messenger RNA from Eptesicus fuscus (big brown bat), 1005 nucleotides. RefSeq names its product olfactory receptor 51E1. Gene Ontology annotation, biological process: G protein-coupled receptor signaling pathway. Gene Ontology annotation, molecular function: olfactory receptor activity; G protein-coupled receptor activity. Lineage: Eukaryota; Metazoa; Chordata; Mammalia; Chiroptera; Vespertilionidae. Gene Ontology annotation, cellular component: membrane. The record is from RefSeq and is a predicted model, not a curated record. The transcript has a single exon. Bases 52 to 1005 code for a protein of 317 amino acids.
GCAUUCCAGCCUCCCCAGGUCUGGCAUUGAUUGCAACUCAGCUUCUUCACUAUGGUGGGCCCUGAUGGCAAUGAAUCCAGUGCCACAUAUUUCGUUCUAAUAGGCAUCCCUGGCUUGGAAGAAGCUCAGUUUUGGUUGGCUUUCCCUUUAUUCUCCCUUUACCUUAUUGCUGUGCUAGGUAACUUGACAAUCAUCUACAUUGUGUGGACUGAGCACAGCCUACAUGAACCCAUGUAUAUUUUUCUUUGCAUGCUUUCUGGCCUUGACAUCCUUAUCUCUACUUCAUCCAUGCCCAAAAUGAUGGCCAUCUUCUGGUUCAAUUCUACUACCAUCCAGUUUGAUGCUUGUCUGCUACAGAUGUUUGCCAUCCAUUCCUUAUCUGGCAUGGAGUCCACGGUAUUGCUGGCAAUGGCCUUUGACCGCUAUGUGGCAAUAUGCCACCCACUCCGCCACGCUACUGUGUUAACAUUGCCUCGUGUUGCCAAGAUUGGAAUGGCUGCCGUAGUACGAGGUGCUGCACUUAUGGCCCCUCUGCCUGUCUUCCUCAAACAGCUGCCUUUCUGCCGCUCCAAUAUCCUUUCCCACUCCUACUGCCUACAUCAAGAUGUCAUGAAGCUGGCCUGUGCUGACAUCCACGUCAACGUCAUCUACGGCCUCAUCGUUAUCAUCUCUGCCAUUGGCCUGGACUCAGUUCUCAUCUCCUUAUCAUAUCUGCUUAUCCUCAAGACUGUGUUGGGCUUGACACGUGAAGCCCAGACAAAGGCAUUUGGCACUUGUGUCUCUCAUGUGUGUGCUGUUUUCAUAUUCUAUGUACCGUUCAUUGGAUUAUCUAUGGUGCACCGCUUUGGCAAGCGGCAGGACUCCCUCCUGCCCAUCAUCAUGGCCAACACCUACCUCCUUGUCCCUCCUGUGCUCAACCCUAUUGUCUAUGGAGUGAAGACAAAGGAAAUCCGGCAGCGCAUCCUUCGUCUUUUCCAUGUGACACCCCUCACUUCAGAUUGCUAG